AUGUCCAAAAACUCUACUGAAACCUCCUCUUCUUCUUCUUCCUUCACACUGAAUCCACAAUCUUCUCCUCAACCAUCUCAACAACCGUCACAGCAACUACUCCUUCAACAAGAACUACCACUUACAACAACUGGUGAUCCUACUCAGUUCCAUUUUCUAUCAUAUCGUGGACGCAAGGAUCAACCACCUCUAUAUAAAGCUGUAACUAUGUCGUCUAGUCCUCCCAAUAGCAACAGUAGUAAUGGAGACCUAAGUGGUGGUAAUGAUCCAGAAUUGUUUGUUGCUAACCCUUCUAUCACAGCAAACUCGUCAUCAUCAUCACCAUCAUCAAUCUUAGGAAAACCAAACGAAACAUCCCAAGAUAUCGCCAUUGAAAAGGGACUUUUAUCUUUUGAAAGUGUCAACCAUACAGAAACUUCACCUAGUAAUGCUUCUGCAGGUUUCACAAAUAACCAUGUAGUAUCAUCAUCAUCUUCAUCAUCAUCCCCCAUACAAACAACUACUUUAACACCACCACCUCCUCCAAAACUAGCUAAUUCUCCAUCGAGUUCUAGAUCAACUGCAGCUCGUACAGAUACUGAAAAAGAUUCACAGAUUGUUACCAGCUUUUAUUACGACGACGAAGUUUAUUCAGAUGCUAGUAGCUCUUUUAUUGAAUACCCUUCAACUCUAUUAGCUCAACAACAACAACAACAACUACAACAACAUUCUCCACUUUCAAUUGAAAAUUUUACAACAACUAAAAAAGAAGAAAAAGAACAUAUUGCUCCAACCUCUGAUGAAUACGAUACCGAAUUUCAAAAUACUUCUUUUGUCUCGUCUGUGGGUCCUUCAAGCUCCACCCCGCCCCGCUCUUCAACACCUAUCAAUUCUAUACAUCCUCUUGUUUCUUCUUCUUCUUCUUCAACUUCACCUUCACCUUCUCAUAUUCAUCAUUCCUCUUCUUCUCCUAUCCAUCAUAAUUCUUCCUUUCCUAUAAUUGAAUCUCCAACAAAAAAGCAAACGGAAAAUGACUCCGAAAAUGACUCGGAAAAUGACUCGGAAAAUGACUCGGAAAAUGACUCGGAAAAUGACUCGGAAAAUGACUCGGAAAAUGACUCUGCUUCUGCUUCUGCUUCUGCUUCUCCUAUUACUUCCAAAUCUCUUAUUUCAUCCAACCAACAAAAGUCCUCCUCACCUUUAAAUAUAUUUUCAGCACAGCCCCUCAGGGACGAACAGAAUAAUGCAACAUUGACUUCUACAGAAAAUCUAUUAAGAGCACUUACUAUAGACGAAAAUGCAGCUAGUAAUAGUUCCCUGUCUAGUGUAGUUAACUCUAACGCUAAUACCACCAAUGACAACGUCAAGACUAACUUAUUGAAAAACGAUUCUAACGAAGACUGUCUUCAUCCUCGAACAGUUUCCAGAGAUUAUUAUACACCAGUUAGCAACUCCCAAAAACUAUUAGGAACGGAUUUACCCAUUGUCACUAACGAAGAGAACCAUUCUGGAAAUACGCAUACCAACAAUGACUAUUCGGGUAUUGAGCAGCAUUUGGAAUAUGACCAAGACGUGGUGCCACCACAAGAAAACAGUGAAAACAAUGAAAACAGUGUACUUAUCCACGACACUGCCAAUCCGGGUACAACAACUCCUCCAACGUCCUUAAACACUCAUCUUCGGUCAGUGGAUUCCAUCCAAUCUUUUGGCUCAGUCAUUCCAAAUUUCAAUAACAAAACCUCGCUUCAGCAACGUCUACUUCCAAAUGAGGAUCUUUCUGGACGGCUUUCAGUAAAAAGUGGCGGGUCCAAUAAUGCGGCUCCAGAGCAACUUCCCAAACUUGAUAGUUCCAUAAUUUUACCCGCUCAUGAUGGUGAUGACAAUGAAAAUGACAAUGAUGAUUUCGACUCUGAUUCUUCCGAUGACAGUAUACAGGACCGUACUCAACAUAUUCUUCAACGUGCGUCUUCCUAUAAGUUUUCACUUUCACCAUCCGAUAAUGAAUCUUCCUUUGGCGAUACUGCUAAAUCAGAUGCUCCCAAAAAGAAAACUCCUAGAGGACUUAAAGAAGAGUCUAAGGCUAUUGAAACACUUCAACAGGAAAAUUUCGAACUCAAAAUUCGCAUUGUUUGCAUGGAGGAACAAGCUGCUCGUAGCUCCGAAACCGGUGUCGCCGAGCUACAAAAGCAAUUAGUAGCUGCCCAGGCUGCUCGGAUUGCCAUGAAGCAUGAAAAUGAAAAACUGCGUUUAACAAUCAGUACUCUUAAAACUACCCAUGACGAUGAUGCUUCUUACAAUGAGACAAUUCUAGAGCUACAAGAGGAACUUGAAGAGUAUAAACAAUACAACUCUCAGUUACAAGAAGAGGCAGAAACACUACAAGAAGCUCUUGAACAAGCUGAGGAAACCAUUACGGAACAAAAUGAAUCUAUUGAAUCAUACCAAAACAAUAUCAACGAGCUUAUAAUUCAAAAGGAACAACUUGAGGAAGAUUUGGCUUCCGAAAAGCAAUCAAAGUCAUCCUCUCAUCACAAUCUUAACUCUCUUGCUUCUAGUCUUCAAGCUCAAAAUAUGUCACUACGCAAGCAGCUCGACACACCUCAAGGUAAUGGUAGCACAACAUCAUCAUCAUCAACACCUCGGAAUGCCACCCGUGUUAUUGAGCAACAUUUUUACAGUAUCCAACGUGCACUUAAUAUCCCAACAUCCACUUCUGUUUCUUCGCCCUCUCGUUCAGGUAGUCGGCCCGGUAGCCGGCUUAGUAGCAAUGUUUCAGGUAGUACUGCAAGUCUUGUUGACCUUGUUGACAUUAGUGACGAAAACUCUGUACUUUCAAACAUGCUAAAUGAAAUUCAAGCAGCCGCAUGGGAUGUUUCAAACAAGUACCGCGAUUGUCUUUCAAAUUAUGAGGGCUUACAACACGAAUACGAGGCUUUUAAAGAGGCUCAUGAUGAAGAAAUUGCCGAGUGGACUAAGUUUAAGGAUGAUAGCACUGACAAGAUUGAUUUACUAGAUAAGGAGAUUGAAGUUCGCGACCUCAAAAUUGCCGAACAAGAAAAGUUGUUUAAAAAUCAAAUGAAUGAAAUUAAUGGCGAGAUUGAAGAGAUUUCUUCUGGUAAAGAUGACAAAAUCCUUGCACUUAUCGAUCAACUUAAAGUUCUUCAGCACGACUAUGAUACUGUUCAGAUUGAAUUGCGAUAUUUUAACGAUGAUGUUGACCAGCUUUCAAAAUCACUUUCUCAAAAGGAUGAUGAAGUGCUUUCCCACAAGACUAAAGUGGAGUCAUUAACAAAACAACUUGAAGAAAAGAAACAAGAAAUUGCAGCCAAGGAGGAGGAAAUCAAUCUUAAAGACCAAGAAAUUGGAGCAAAAGAGCGCAGGUUGGAAGAACUUCGUGUUUCUUACUCAAAUAUCAAAGAGGACGCCAAGCAAAAUGUUGUCGAAAUUAAAAACUUAAAGGAGCUUGUCAAGUCCUUACGUUCAACCACAGACAAACUUGAAAUCAAUACUCUUUGCGAAGGACUUGAUGCCGUCACUAUAAGCACUACAGAUGCCCAAGAUCUCAUUGAAGACAUUCUCAGACGCACCAAGGACGCUUUGAACAACUCUGUUGCGGUAUCUGUAGAAUCUCUUCGCGAUACUCUAGACAAUAUCUUUGAAGAUUACCGCAACAUACCCGUUUUGACUGCCAAGCUUGAUGAAACAACCGCACAAAACACUCGACUUUUUACCAAUCUUGAAGAGCAGCGAAAACAAGUUGUUGAGCAACGCAAGAACCUCGAGGUCCAACAAGAAAAGUUGCAAGCUGAGUUGGAGGCCAAGACCAAAGCUGAAGGUGAUUUAUUGACACAGAUCGAAACUGUUGAGUCCCAUCACAGUGCUAAAGCUAAACAAUUACGCGAAGAGCUUGAGCAAAGCCAGAAUGAAGAGCAGAUUUUGCGUGAGGAGCUUGAUGGUGUGCACCAGGAGUUGACACAAGUGCGCACUUUAUGCGAAACUCUAGAGGCGGAAAAUACCCAGCUCAAAAAGAAGUUGACUGAUGAGGAACGCCUUACACCUGACCAAUUCCAGCAACUCAGUAACGACUUUGAACAUAUUGCCAAUAAAAUGGGGGAGCUGGAGACUGACCGUAAGGCUAUUGUCGAGGAGAAUGACAAGCUACAACAAAUACGUGAGGAACUGGAACAGCAGGCUGAGACUCUACGCAAGGCUGACCACAACAACCAGCACACGAUUCGCGACCUUGAAUCGCGCAUUACUGAUAUCAAUCAUCGCAACGACGAGCUGCUGGCAGAACUCGAGCAUAAGAGCGGUAAACUUGUUGAAAUCUCUCGCGAGAAUGCGGCACUUUUGCAUGAAAACAAUGUGCUGCGCGAAAGCUAUGAUGAGCUGACAGGGCAAGUGGACGUGCUUGAACAACAGAUUCAAGAGGCAUCAUUUAACUCUGACGCUGGAGGUGCUGGUAAUUCUCGAGCUAAGGAUCACCAGGCAUACCGUCGGGUUUUGGAGCUGGAAGAAGAAGUUCAGAUUUCGCGGGAACGAAUCAAGGGCCUUGACAAUGAAUUGCGACGGUACCGUGACAAGCUUAACCGACGCGGUGCUGAGUUUUCUUCUGUGCUACGCGACAUUACAUCAUACUUAAGCAAGGUUCUUGACCCUGAGUGGACCAACAGCGUGACAAUUGCUGUUGAAGAGAUUCAUCGACACCCUGGGUCGCCGAUUGAAAACUUUUCGCGCAUUGGCAACCUCAUUUGUGAUGGGUUCCGGAUACUCGAGACCAAAAAGCGCAAGUACAAGUCCAUGGCUGAGCGGGCUCUUAGAGACAAGUCGAAUGGAAGUGUACACAGUUCGUCGUCAAGUACUGAUGGCGGCAGCGGGGGCAAUGGCAACAAGAAAAACAAACCUGCAUAUGAGCCUUUAUCUAACUCAAUUGCUGCACUCAACAAUCUUGAAAACAAUGCACAAAUCAAACAACUCUCACAGAAAUAUGAGCUGCUUGACCAAAAGACAAUCGAUACUGUUGGCGGCGACAUUGCACUCAAGGUCUGGCAGUACCGCUUUAUGGACAUGAAGAAGCGAUACGAGAUGGAGCGUGAGCAGCGCAAGCUUGAGUAUGAAAACUAUAACUCGUCGGUGCGUCAGCUUGAAGACCGAUACCUACACGAUCGCAGCAACCAUAUGCGCUACACGUUCCGCUCGCCGUCAGCGUCUGGAGUGCCAAUUUCUGGUCGAGUCCAGGACAUUAAGUCAAGCAUUGAGAAAAUUACAGCUGCAGAAGCAGCAUCUGGGCGUAUGUCGCCAUUGCUGAUGCCAGUUCAGUAUGGCGGCGGCGGCGGGCCUGGGUCUCGGUCAUUCUCACGGACUUCUGAUCGGUCUCACUCGUCAUCUGGCGGUCACCCCCGGCCCCAUGUUCCCACUGAGGAUGCCAAAUCAGCCUAUGACAUUCUACACAUGGUUUUCCAGACAUCUCUCCAUCAUUUGGAUAUGCCGGAUUCCAAUACAGAUUCUUUGUCUGCGCGUCCCGUUGUGAUUGGAUUCAACAAUACCACGCGCGCACUCGAGCAACAGGCCAAAGCUCCAGAGUCGUCUGCAGAUCCUAUCGAACUCUUACUUGUGUGCAAAGAUGAUAUUGUGUCCGAGCUCGCAAGUGCACAUUUCCCUGGGCUAUGUGCCGUUGCGCGGGUCGCGCGGCUUGUCGGGCUCCCACGGGGUAGCGCACAAAGUCUUUCGCUUGCAUAUAACGGCCCUGAGCCUGAUACUACCAACCUUCCAUCAUUACAGAAGCGUAAGGUCGGUGAUGACGAAGAAAAGAACAAGUCUAAGAAAGAUAAUAAAGAAGAUAGUAUAGAUAAAACUUCUGAUUUUAGAAAGACAAAGUUCAAGCAUCGACGGCGGCCAGAAGUCACUGUUGUGGGGGUUCGCAAAUCUGCACGAGUAAAGUAUCCGCUGCUGGGCAGUUUGAGCGAUAUGCUUGCAGACCGUGGGGUUGGUGCCGUCACAGUUCCAGAAAUUGUUGCUCAGAUGGAUCGUGAGAAGGUGAGAUAUAAGUCAACUCAGAUUGCGACCGUCAAGACGACGGCACCGAUUUUGGGCAAGAAACAACAACAGCAGGCUCAGAAACAGGAUAAGUCUACAAAGAAUAAAGAGAGGCAACAACAACAACAACAACAGUCCCAGAAACAGGAUAAGUCUUCAAAUAAUAACGAAAAGCAGGAGCCCCCCAAGAAGAAACAAAAAAUUACGAGUUAA
Molecule: messenger RNA, 6228 nt
Organism: Magnusiomyces paraingens
Lineage: Eukaryota; Fungi; Ascomycota; Dipodascomycetes; Dipodascales; Dipodascaceae
Exons: 2
Coding region: 1-6228 (2075 amino acids)
Cellular component (GO): microtubule organizing center
Source: RefSeq, a predicted model, not a curated record